GCCGCAGCGCUCUCCCCUCGGCCCCCAGCUCCCCCGCCGCGCCCGCCUACGAGGUUCCGCAGGAUGGGCGGCGGGAGGAAGCGGCGGCGGCGCGACGGCCCGGACGCGCCGCCGGUGAUGCACCCGCGCAACCGCUACGCCGCCGCGGCGCCGGACUUCGCGGCGCUGGCGUCGCUCUACCCCUCCUUCGCCCCCUUCGUCACCGUGUCCGGCGGGGGCCGCGCGUCCGUCGACUUCACCGACUUCGCCGCCACGCGGGAGCUCACGCGCGUCCUCCUCCUCCACGACCACGGCGUCAACUGGUGGAUUCCGGAUGGACAGCUUUGCCCUACUGUUCCAAACAGAUCCAACUACAUCCAUUGGAUUGAGGAUCUUCUCUCUUCUGAUCUCAUACCACGAAUGUCCAACCCAAGUGAGACAGUGAGGGGUUUUGACAUAGGCACCGGUGCCAAUUGCAUCUACCCUCUCCUUGGAGCAUCGUUACUGGGCUGGAGCUUUGUUGGAUCUGAUGUGACUGAUGUUGCACUUGAAUGGGCUAAGAGGAAUGUGGAGAGCAACCCACAUCUAGCAGGUCUAAUUGAAAUCAGAAACGCAAAUGAAGCACCCUGCUCUUCGAAGUCUGAAACAGUUGCUGAGGAAGCAGUCAGUGAGAACAUUCCAGAGCCAGUGGACAGUGUGGUGAGGGCAAUAGCACCUAUUUUUGUGGGUGUUGUGAAGGAUAGUGAGAACUUUGACUUCUGUAUGUGCAAUCCACCAUUCUUUGAGAGUAUGGAGGAAGCUGGCCUUAACCCAAAAACUUCUUGUGCUGGAACUGCUGAAGAGAUGGCUUGCCCUGGUGGCGAGCAAGCCUUUAUAACACAUAUAAUUGAAGACAGUGUUUCUUUUAAGAACUCUUUCAGGUGGUUUACGUCGAUGGUUGGCAGAAAAGCAAAUCUAAAACUAUUAGCAUCCAAAGUCCGUGAAGCUGGGGCCUCAGUUGUGAAAACUACUGAGUUCGUGCAAGGACAAACAGCGAGAUGGGGCCUUGCAUGGUCGUUCAUUGCUCCGAGAAAAAAUGUUAUAAGAUCCAGUACACCAGGAAAAGUCCACCAUUCUUUCAUGCUUCAGGGUCUCCGACGUGGAAAUGGUGCGUUUCAGGUGUUGAAGUCAGCUGAGACCUUUUUCUGUGCAUCUAAUCUAUCAUGUAAAACCGAUUCUCUGUCAUUUUCUAUUGAUGUUACAUUGCCAGAUGAGCAGACUCAGGCUGCAACAUUGGAUUGUGAUGACCUUCCUGGUUCUGUUGAAGACAACUCUACAAAGGUGCAUAGCAUUGUUACAGGAGCAUCCUUCCGUAUUUCGGUGUUUGAACAGAUGCCUGGCACACUGUUAAUCAAAGGUUCAUUAUUGAACAAGUCACUGUCAGGUACCUUCACAUCGCUGUUCUCCCAGCUGGAGGAGACGCUGAAGACGGAGUUCGUCAGCAAGGACCGGUAGCUCAAGAGUCCAUCCUCGUCAACGGGGCCUUAAUCAUGAACAAGCGGAUGAGGCUAUUAUUGUAACCCCUGCUGGCCUGAACUCUUUUCAACGCCAAGAAAUGUGAAGCGUGGGCGUCACGAGACUGACAGCAACGGCCCUGGCGGCGGCCGGUGGCAGCCACGAGCAAAGCCGUCACCGAAGGCGGCCUGCACCACACCCGAUUCCAAUUCCAAUUCCAUCUUUUGCUGCGCCGAUGCCUACCAGCAUGUUGUGUUGCUGUCAUGGCGCCCCGUUGCUCGUCCGAAUCUCGAAAGCGACUCCGGCGACGCCCGCCCGUUCGAGAACCUCGCCUUUGCUCUUUUCCAGAUUCCGCCCACACGAGAAACGAACCUCUUCUUUUGUUGGCGUGGGCGUGUGUGCCGGCGUCCGUCACGCUUUUGGAGAUGCACCGCGUCUGGCUCCGGUGGUUUGUUUGAGCUGCGCGGUGCAGGAAGGGAGCUGCCAUUUUGCGGUUGACGUGUUUCAGAUACGCUCGUGUUAGCAGUCCGGCAGCCGAUUUUGACAGGCGUCUUCUGGUCAUCGGCGGUGCUAU
Molecule: messenger RNA, 2047 nt
Organism: Triticum dicoccoides
Lineage: Eukaryota; Viridiplantae; Streptophyta; Magnoliopsida; Poales; Poaceae
Product: RNA N6-adenosine-methyltransferase mettl16-like
Exons: 8
Coding region: 64-1473 (469 amino acids)
Biological process (GO): rRNA base methylation
Cellular component (GO): nucleus
Molecular function (GO): 23S rRNA (adenine(1618)-N(6))-methyltransferase activity
Source: RefSeq, a predicted model, not a curated record